Messenger RNA from Lingula anatina, 2060 nucleotides. RefSeq names its product evolutionarily conserved signaling intermediate in Toll pathway, mitochondrial. Gene Ontology annotation, cellular component: mitochondrion. Gene Ontology annotation, biological process: innate immune response; cell surface receptor protein serine/threonine kinase signaling pathway. Lineage: Eukaryota; Metazoa; Brachiopoda; Lingulata; Lingulida; Lingulidae. The record is from RefSeq and is a predicted model, not a curated record.
UCGGUCCAGCAACUUAUUUUCCUAAGAGGCAAACACUGGUUACCAGUAGUUUAGAUAUCACACUUUUUAUGUUUACAACUUUCAGUGGAAACUUUCGGUUGUGUUUGCAUUAUAAACCGUUACAGCUGGAAGUUUAGUAGAUCUUGCACAUAUUUUCCACAGAUAAUGCAGUUCAGUGAAUAAGUGGAAAAUGAUGACUGCAUCCCAGGCAUAUCUCACAAGAAGAGUAAUUCUUGGCUCCCAGUGUCAUUUAGGAUGUCCUUUAAAAAGUGCUGGAAGGCUAGUAGGUGUUGUCACAGGCAGAUAUCUGCACAGACACCAUCAUGGAUCAGGGCAUGGUCAAUGCAGUUUGUGCCCAGUGUCAAGUGACUCAGAUUCAUGGAAAAAGAACCUUAUUGUUACUUCUCCAAUGUGUCAUCACUGGACAAUCAAUCCUAGAGACACAGCAAGUAGUGUUUAUGAUUUUAAACAUGUUUUAUUAAGUGCCCCUAGGAUAGGAGGGCGACACUUUGAGGUAACUAACUCAUUGGAUACCAAACUGUCACACCUAACACAUCUGAUAAGACGAGCCAAUGUUAUCACUCUUCCCAACAGAUGUCACCACUCAUCAGCCAAUUCGAGAUGCGCCAGAAUGAUUUUGACCAAGAGAUAUUUGUUUUGUACUAAACCAAAAAGGAAAGUUGAAGAAGAAAAGGAGGUUAAAACGAAAGGCAGUUUCCUACAAGGUGUGGUUGGAGACCUUAGAGAAGCAACUGAUGACAGCCACAUAACACAGUUACAAGAGGAGCUGUUCCAGAAACCUAAAGAGAAAAACAGAGAAACUUUCAUUGCUGCUGUGUCUCAGUACAGGAACACUCCUAAUGUGUAUCGCAGGGGAGAGGUUGAAUUCAUCAAUUCAGCACUAAAACAUAUGAAAGAUUUUAAUGUCAGUGAUGAUUUGGAUGUGUACAAAGAGAUCGUGGAUAUUUUCCCAAAGGGCAAGAUGAAGGCAUCAAAUGCAAUGCAGGCAGAUUUUAUGUGGUUUCCCAAGCAUCAGGAUUUGGCCCUGAAGUUGAUGCAUCAGAUGGAUGAGAAUGGUGUGUUACCUGAUGAAGAGUUUGGUCAUCUCCUUGUAGACAUCUUUGGGUUAAAAUCUUUUGUGGUGCGCAAGUAUCGACGUACUUUAUAUUGGGCAACCAAGUUGAAGUAUGAAAACCCUUAUUAUGUACCAGUUAAGCUGCCCUCGGAUCGCUUGGAGCUUGCAAAGAUGGCUUUGGAAAAGAUUUGUGUAGAUUUGGAUAACAGGAUAACUGUAUUUGAGAGUAGUGCCUUGUCAGAGACUGCAACCCCAGAAGAGCUAUUCAUAGCCACAGCUCAGAGUGGUCAGCAGCAAGCCCUACUGGCUGUCCACCCUACUGACCAGCCAGUGGUAGUGGAGGGAGGGUUCCUGGUCUGGCUGAGACGGGUACCUGUGACUUUCUUUGUCUUGAAAUCAGAGAAUGUGGUAGGACACCCAGAGGACACCACCAAGGAAGAAGAUGAGUUUGACUUCUCCUUCACCUCCUUCUUCGGCACCACAGAGGGGGGAGUUUGCCCACCUGACACCUCUUGUGAACACCACCAGGAGGAUGGAACCAUCUAUGCCAUUGCAAUCACCUCAUCUGGCAGUAAACCUUCCCUUAUCUCAUGGAUCGACUGUUUACAGAAAACAAACCCCAGACUGAGGGAGCUGACUGUUUUGUUUAAGAUGAGAACUCCAGAGAGUGGCAUACAGAAAAUGUAGAAUGACAGUCAAUCUGCCAGACAGUGAAUUGCAAUAGUCCUUUGAAAUCUGGGUGAAUGUUUAAAUGAGGGGUGGGAGUUUGAAGUCCUCAGUUGGUAUCAGGAUCUUGAUGUUGACUUUUAUACCACUAAAUCCAAGAUUAACUAGAGAUUAACUAGAGAGGCGAUAUGGCCUCCAGGUAUUUUACCACCAGCUGGUGGUGCGAAUAACAGUGCUUUUGUAUUCGCACAUCUGUUUUAAUUUCUUUAUGGAAAAUCUACUUCAGAAGCAGAAAUAAAAAAAAAAAAACGUGAAUAUG